This is a messenger RNA of Nelumbo nucifera (sacred lotus), 3194 nucleotides long. Its product is annotated as Nucleotidyltransferase family protein. Lineage: Eukaryota; Viridiplantae; Streptophyta; Magnoliopsida; Proteales; Nelumbonaceae. The record is from RefSeq and is a predicted model, not a curated record. Gene Ontology annotation, molecular function: RNA uridylyltransferase activity.
UAGAACUUGAUGAUGGAAGGGAUUACGGCUGGGGUGAUGUUGCUAACCUAGCUGAGAGAAGCUGACCAGAAAGAGAUGUGAAGAAAUACCGCCACCGUUAUUCCUGUGUCCUGAGAUUGGGGAAGAUAAAUAAUGUUUUUUUUACAAAGGUAGUGUGGGGAUUAAAAAAUAUUAUAAGAGAGAAUUUUAACGAAAAGUUAACGAAAUGGGUCUUUGUGUCAUGAUCAUAGUAAAAAAAAAAAGAGAGAAACAAGAGAUUUUUGAUUUUAUAGGGAGAACGGAAUCGUCGAACCUAACUCGUUGAGAAUCGGUACCGCUGUGACUCUGCAGUCUGUUCUGACAGUUCUGUCAAUUCGAGUUAGAGGGGUUUUUCUUUCAAUUUUUGGAUUUGGCGACUCUUCAGAGUGCAGACUUCAGACUUCAGGCUUCAGACUUUAGAUUCUUCUCAGCUCACACUGACUCCCAUGACCGCCGGCGGCGGGGGAGCGUCGCCGCCUCCUCCCCCUACUCCCAUCUCUGGCGGCGAAUUCCUCCUUCAAUUGCUUCAGAAAUCCCCUCAACCCCAGAUACCUCCAUCAACACCACCAAACACCAGUUCUUCUUUAACCCCACCUCAAUCUCUCCCCGUCGAUCCCCAUCAUCCUCUUGACUAUCUAAAUGAUCCCGCCGUUGCAGCAAUGGGCCCCACCCUUCCCUCCCCGCCGUGGCCCUCCAACGGCCGUGAUCUCCACCCUCCUUGGCCUAACGCCACCAAUACUCCUCACCCCCUUAACGCCCAUCUCCCUCCGUUCCCUCAGAACCCUUGGGCUUUCCCCGGCUUUCCACCUCCAGGAACCGACGGGCUUGAUUACCAUCGCAGUUCACGUUAUCCCGGAAAUCACAGGCUCGUUGCCGAGGAGCUUCAAAGGUUAGGUCCUUUUGGUAAUCUUGGCGCUGGUGGAAAUCUGUUGCAGCUUCAGCAACAGCAGCAGGAGAGCAUGUUAAUGUUUGGUUCAUUGGCGUGCGAACUUCGGAGCCACGAGGGGUUAUCGAAUGGGAAUUCUUCGCAGCCCCCGGCGCUAGGGGUUGAUGGUGUGAACUUAGAGGCGCAAUUCAAUAUUCGGAAGGAUCAAGAAGGGGUCUUGGGGAGCAAAACCUCGUAUGGUUCAGAGUUUUGUUCUCCAAGUUCUGUUAAUUCCAGUCGAAAUUGGCAAUUUGAUAGUCCUCAGCAACGUAACCCUGUACUAAAUGAGCAAGGAAGAGUAGGAACCGCAUUGGGGAGAGAGCAACAUCCUGGUCCUGGGUUCCAGAGGUCUGUUCUGCCGGAACCCAAGCGAACACCGCCUGGUUUUCCAAACAAACCAAAGGGGACAGGGCAGCGUGGUUCUUUCAGUGGGAGACGAGACUUUAACCAUAAUGUGGAUAAGGAAGCGGCUACUCAGAGUGAGAUGAACCAUGCUGUCUUUCCAUCUUUUGAUAACGAUGGGAUGAUAAGAAGACAGACACCUGAAAACACUCGACUUCAAGAUGAUGCAUCUUCUACAUUAGGGCUCCAUCGUCAGCUUGAUCACCCCGGUCCUCCGUCGGGAAGUAACCUGCAUACUGUUUCAGCAUUGGAUGCUGAAGAAUCUCUAGCAAAUUUGCACGCCGAGGUUGCUCAAGAAGGACGCUUGCCCCCAUAUCCGAGUCGAAAAGAGAGGAAUAAAAAUGAGAAAGGCGAUAGAGCUUAUGGAAGGGUUAGUCGCCGUGAACAGGAUGCUUUGGCUGAAGAGCUUAUGGAUUCUUUGAUGCUUAGGGAUGGAUUGGACAACAAUAAUGGAGUCAGGCAACCUCGCGAUAGGGAUAUCAGGUCAGAUAUAUUGAGAGGACUCCGAGUACCUGGCCAGCGGAUAAGAAACAAUAGAAGAGUAUUGGAAUAUCACAGUGACAUAGAAAGGCUCAAUGCCCCUUUCCUUGCAAUUUAUGAAUCUCUAAUACCAACAGAAGAAGAGAAGGCAAAGCAGAAACGUUUACUAACAUCAUUGGAGAAACUGGUCAAUAAAGAAUGGCCUAGUGCUCGAUUGUUUCUUUAUGGAUCUUGUGCCAACUCAUUUGGGGUUUCCAAUAGUGAUAUUGAUGUUUGCCUUGAAAUUGAAGAUUCGGAUAUUAGCAAGUCUGAGAUUUUGUUGAAAUUGGCAGAUAUGUUGCAUUCAGAUAACCUUCAGAAUGUGCAGGCACUGACACGUGCUAGGGUCCCUAUAGUGAAACUUAUGGAUCCAGACACUGGAAUCUCAUGUGACAUUUGCAUAAAUAAUGUUUUGGCUGUUGUUAAUACGAAGCUCCUUCGAGAUUAUGCACAAAUAGAUGCCAGACUAAGACAGUUGGCUUUUAUUGUGAAACACUGGGCCAAAAAACGAAGAGUCAAUGAAACAUAUCAAGGAACAUUAUCUAGUUAUGCGUAUGUCUUGAUGUGCAUUCACUUUUUACAAACACGCAAGCCUGCUAUUCUUCCGUGCUUACAGGAAAUGCAUGCAACUUAUACUGUAACAGUAGAUGAUAUUGAAUGUGCUUACUUUGAUCGUGUUGAGGACCUUCGUGAUUUUGGAUCCCGCAAUAUAGAGAGUAUCGCCCAACUGGUAUGGGCAUUUUUUGAUUAUUGGGCUUAUCGUCAUGAUUAUGCGAAUGCUGUUAUAUCUGUCCGCACUGGAAGCAUUAUCAGCAAACGCGCCAAGGACUGGACAAGGCGUAUUGGGAAUGACCGCCAUUUAAUAUGCAUAGAAGAUCCUUUUGAAGUGUCUCAUGACUUGGGUCGAGUUGUGGACAAGCAUAGCAUAAAAACUUUGAGGGAGGAAUUCGAACGAGCUGCCCAUAUCAUGCAAUUUGAUCCUGAUCCUUGCGUGAAACUGUUUGAGCCCUAUGUGCCUUCUAGUUAAGCAUAUCCUUGAUUUGGUUGUUCAUGCCUUCGCUGUAAUUACAUUUUACACUAAUUGUAAAGUCCCUUAUCUGUUAUUUUGCUCUUAUCAUUUGCCUUUGUUUUUUGUUCGUCUGUAUUGAGCCAGUGGAUCUGCCAUUAGAUAUCCUCCCUGUAAAGAAAGUUAAUGAUUUUCUAUACGUCCAUGGCAUAUGCUGUUCCAUCUUUUUAUUUGAAUUUGUGAAUUAUUUUGGUGAUAUUGAGUUGAGGCAACCGCGGUUGCAAAAUUUACUCAAUCCAAGAGACACUGGGAAUAUUAAAUUUA